Molecule: messenger RNA, 3118 nt
Organism: Magallana angulata
Lineage: Eukaryota; Metazoa; Mollusca; Bivalvia; Ostreida; Ostreidae
Product: sphingosine-1-phosphate lyase 1-like
Exons: 16
Coding region: 16-1701 (561 amino acids)
Biological process (GO): carboxylic acid metabolic process; sphingolipid catabolic process
Cellular component (GO): endoplasmic reticulum
Molecular function (GO): pyridoxal phosphate binding; sphinganine-1-phosphate aldolase activity
Source: RefSeq, a predicted model, not a curated record
UGGAUACUGGACCAAAUGAUCAGAGACAUGAAUAACAUAAAUGGGCCUUUAGUGCCAUACUGGGAGCUAGUCCGGGACAGGGUGAAUGAGUCCUGCGAGGGAGUGGAGCCAUGGAAGAUUAUCGUCUACUCUUGCGGAACUACUCUUUUGGUUCUAACUGCCAGAGAUAUUCUCUUUUCAGACGAGGACACUUUCACCAACAGAACAAAGAAAGAAUUUUUUCGAUUGAUGAAAAAAAUUCCCUUUGUCAAAAAAAGAAUAGCAGAGGAGAAGAAAAAGAUAUUGAAGGACAUGGAGCAUUCAAUGAAUGCUGAUGUUGAUGGAUAUGUCACUCAAUUACCGGCUGAGGGACUGAAAAUGGAAACCCUCAUGGAAGAAUUGAAAAGAUACCAAGGUUUAGCCAAAGUGAACUGGAGUGAUGGCACCAUAUCAGGAACUGUGUACAGUGGGGACCCAGAACUCACUCACCUCAUGGAAAAGGUUUAUGGGAUGUUUGCAUGGACCAAUCCUCUUCACUCUGAUGUUUUUCCUGACAUAAGAAAAAUGGAGGCAGAAGUCGUCAGAAUGUGCUGCACCAUGUUCAAUGGUGACAAAGAAUCCUGUGGAACAAUGACCUCUGGUGGAACAGAGAGUAUUUUGAUGGCAUGUUUCACGUAUCGAAAUAUAGCAAGGGAGAGGGGAAUUAAGAUACCAGAAAUAAUUGUGCCAAUUACUGCUCAUGCUGCAUUUGACAAGGCAGCUGCAUACUUCCACAUGAAGAUUACUCACAUUCCAAUCAACGAAGAGACCAGGAAAGUGGACAUCAAUGCCAUGAGAAGAGCAAUAAACAAAAAUACCUGUGUGCUGGUUGGAUCUGCUCCACAAUUUCCACAUGGCAUUAUUGAUGAUAUUCAGGCCAUAUCUGAGCUUGGACUGAAGUACGACAUUCCUGUCCAUGUGGACUGUUGUCUGGGGGGCUUCCUGUAUCCAUUCAUGGAGAAGGCUGGCUUCAGUGUCCCUGUCGUGGACUUCAGGGUCCCUGGGGUUACAAGCAUCUCAGCGGACACUCACAAGUACGCCUUUGCUCCAAAAGGAUCAUCAGUGAUUUUGUACAGAAAGGAUGACUACAGAAAGUUCCAGUUCUUCGUGCAGCCAGACUGGCCUGGUGGUAUCUAUGCAACAGCAGCCAUAGGAGGCAGUCGACCAGGGGCCAUCAUAGCAGUAUGCUGGGGAACUUUGAUGUACUUUGGAGAGAAGGGCUAUGUCGAGACCACCAAGAAGAUUAUAUCUACAGCUAGAUACAUUAAAAAAGAGUUGAAGAAAAUCCCAGGAAUACAUGUCUAUGGAGAUCCUUUAAUGUCUGUGGUAGGCUUUGGACCAGCAGAAGGAUUCAAGUACAACAUCUUCACUUUCUCUGAUAUGAUUGCAAAAAGAGGCUGGAACCUCAAUCCACUGCAGUUCCCUUCAAGCAUUCAUCUUUGUGUGACUCUCCUCCACACUAAAGAAGGUGUAGCUGACCAAUUCAUAAAGGAUGCCAGAGAAUGUCUGGAGGAAUUGCUGAAUUCCCCUGAUGCUGAGGCUGGUGGAAUGGCUGCAAUGUAUGGGACCUCUCAGAGCAUUCCUGACCGCUCUAUGGUGGCAGAACUAGCUGGAUGCUUUGUGAGUGCCCUCUACACCACAAACAAAAGUACGGAGACCAAUGGCAGUGUCCCAAAACAAUAGAAUGAAAUACUCUGACGGAACCCCAGGAGGUGCAUUAUAACAGUUCACAAGGCUGUGAGAACUUUAGAGGCUUUACAUUGAGUGUGUGGAGGGUUAGUUAGCAGGAACAUGACACAAUGGUUUUAGUUAUCCAUGUGCUUUCUCGUUUUAAAUCAACUAGUAAUAUAUUCGUUAGUAUUUAUAUUAUGCACAAACAAUGCAAUAUUGAGUGCUAAAACCAGACUGUACUUUUACGAAGAAAUUAACGAAUGUAUAAAACAUUUUAAACUGUGAUAUUCUCAUUAGACAAUGUUUAUGGAAACAUUAAUGUAACAAUUGAUCUCCUAAACAUAAAAUUGACUUACAAGUUAUCUCGUCUUUAUCAAAAUAAUUUUCUAUAUGAAUUUUGAGACAACAAUUUACUCAAAAUGUAAAUUUUUCCCCCUUUUUUUGGAAAAUUAUGAAUGCUUGACAUUAUGAUAAAUUAUGUUUAUUUACUUUAUUUAGAGUUUUUAUCAAUUUUUGGAAAUUGAUUUGGAUAAAAUGUAAAUGUUCUAAUGUCAAUUUCCAAUGUUUAUGGAAACAUUAAUGUAACAAUUGAUCUCCUAAACAUAAAAUUGACUUACAAGUUAUCUCGUCUUUAUCAAAAUAAUUUUCUAUAUGAAUUUUGAGAACAAUUAAUUUACUCAAAAUGUAAAUUUUUCUCCCUUUUUUGGGAAAAUUAUAAAUACUUGACAUUAUGAUAAUUUUUUGUUUAUUUACAUUAUUUAGAGUUUUUAUCAAUUUUUGGAAAUUGAUUUGGAUAAAGUGUAAAUGUUCUAAUGUCAAUUUCCAUUUUUUUUUUAAUAAAGCCAAGAGAACAAAGGCAUAUUCAAUACAAAUAUCAAUAAUUGUUUAAGAUGAAUGGAAAGGUUCCAAAUUAAAAACAGUUUUGCAAUAAUAUUUGUUGGUUAGUUAUCCAUUUUAUAUUUUGCAAACUUUUUACAAAUGUUAAACAGGUAGUAACAUAUUGAUUAGAGGGUUAUAUUUUAAUUUUUUUUCUCAGAUACAUGUAAAUAUGCGGGUAUUUCUAAUACAAAUGUUUGUUUAUUAAUUAGAUGAUUGAAUGACAAGUUCUUCAUUUUAAUGUAUUGUCUAACAGAAGUUUACAGCUAGGUUAUUUAAAAAAAAUCUACAAAAAAUAAUAUAAAAUAAUAUUCCAUCAAUAAGUCAGUAAAAAUCAGUCCUGAUGAACCAAAAUCUUCUCAGUCAAAUGGUUGAGUUCCUCUUUUAGUUUCAAAUUGAUUAAGUAAAAUAUCACACUUGUUUUAGAUCUGCUAUUUAAAAUCACCUCAGAUAUUAUAAAAUGCAUGCUGUGUUUAGUAAAUGAAAGCUUUUGUAUGUUUAUUGUUCAACUGUUGUCAAUUCCUCAGAAUAAAAUUAUUAGAUAUGUCAUUUG